AGCAAGCAGUAGCGGGCGACAGAGCUGGAAUAAAGGGAGCUAGUGGUAAAGUUUAGGUAGCAGUUGCCAUCAUGCUCAAAGCUGUGAUCCUGAUUGGAGGCCCUCAAAAGGGGACCCGCUUUAGGCCUUUGUCUUUUGAGGUGCCCAAACCCCUGUUUCCAGUAGCGGGGGUCCCUAUGAUCCAGCAUCACAUUGAGGCCUGCCAGGUCCCUGGGAUGCAGGAGAUUCUGCUCAUUGGCUUCUACCAGCCUGACGAGGCCCUUACCCGAUUUCUAGAGGCUGCCCAGCAGGAGUUUAACCUCCCCAUCAGGUACCUGCAGGAAUUUGUGCCCCUGGGCACAGGAGGUGGUCUCUACCAUUUCCGGGACCAGAUCCUGGCCGGGGGCCCCGAGGCCUUCUUUGUGCUCAACGCUGAUGUCUGCUCCGACUUCCCCUUGACUGCUAUGUUGGAUUCCUACAGACACCAGCCUCACCCUUUCUUGCUCCUUGGCACCACGGUCCUGCACUAUGUGGAGAAACCCAGCACCUUUGUUAGUGACAUCAUCAACUGCGGCAUCUACCUCUUCUCCCCGGAAGCCCUGAAGCCCCUUCGGGAUGUCUUCCAGCGUAACCAGCAGGAUGGGCAACUGGAGGACUCCUCAGGCCUGUGGCCAGGGGCAGGCAUCCGCCUAGAGCAGGACGUGUUCUCCGCCCUGGCUGGGCAGGGCCAGAUCUAUGUGCACCUCACUGAUGGUAUCUGGAGUCAGAUCAAGUCCGCAGGCUCAGCCCUCUAUGCCUCCCGCCUCUACCUGGGUCAGUACCAGCUCACUCACCCAGAACGCCUGGCCAAGCACACUCCUGGGGGUCCACGAAUCCGAGGAAACGUUUACAUCCACCCCACAGCUAAGGUGGCCCCAUCAGCCGUGCUGGGCCCCAAUGUCUCCAUCGGGGAGGGGGUAACCGUGGGCGAGGGUGUGCGGCUCCGCGAGAGCACUGUCCUCCAUGGGGCCACACUGCAGGAGCACACGUGUGUCCUGCACACCAUUGUGGGCUGGGGGAGCACUGUGGGGUGCUGGGCCCGUGUGGAGGGUACUCCCAAUGACCCCAAUCCCAACGACCCCCGAGCGCACAUGGACAGUGAGAGCCUCUUCAAGGACGGGAAGCUGCUGCCUGCCAUCACCAUCCUAGGCUGCCGCGUCCGGAUCCCUGCUGAGGUGCUCAUCCUGAACUCGAUUGUUCUACCACACAAGGAGCUGAGCCGCAGCUUCACCAACCAGAUCAUCCUCUGAGGGGGACUCCCAGAAGGCACCCCCCUCCCAACUCCCAACUCCUACCUGCGCCCCUUGAGGCUCCUUCCUGCAGGGCCGGCCUCUGUCCAAAAGGACCAGAGGAAGCCAGGCAGGAUCUUCACGUGCCAGGCGCAACCUGGGUGGCUGGGGGACUCCUGGCCUCCCUCUUCAGUCCCUAAUAAACCCGGGUGGACCUUGGAGCCAAAAAAAAAAAAAAAAAA
Messenger RNA from Lutra lutra (Eurasian river otter), 1489 nucleotides. Its product is annotated as mannose-1-phosphate guanyltransferase alpha-like. Lineage: Eukaryota; Metazoa; Chordata; Mammalia; Carnivora; Mustelidae. The record is from RefSeq and is a predicted model, not a curated record. Gene Ontology annotation, cellular component: cytoplasm. Gene Ontology annotation, biological process: biosynthetic process.